Atta colombica is the source of this 1390-nucleotide messenger RNA. RefSeq names its product adenosylhomocysteinase (gene Ahcy). The coding region runs from base 1 to 1299 and encodes 432 amino acids. Lineage: Eukaryota; Metazoa; Arthropoda; Insecta; Hymenoptera; Formicidae. Gene Ontology annotation, molecular function: adenosylhomocysteinase activity. Gene Ontology annotation, cellular component: cytosol. Gene Ontology annotation, biological process: L-methionine cycle. The record is from RefSeq and is a predicted model, not a curated record. The transcript has 6 exons.
AUGUCCGGCAAGCCUCCGUAUAAAAUCGCCGACCUCUCCCUGGCGGAAUGGGGUCGUAAAGAGAUCACCCUGGCGGAGAAUGAGAUGCCAGGUCUUAUGUCGAUUAGAAAAAAAUAUGGUCCAUCCAAGGUGUUGAAAGGUGCUCGGAUCGCCGGUUGUCUUCACAUGACCGUGCAAACUGCAGUGCUAAUUGAGACCCUGGUGGAGCUUGGCGCAGAAGUACAAUGGUCGUCCUGUAACAUAUUUAGCACGCAAGAUCACGCAGCAGCGGCAAUAGUGAAGACUGGAGUGCCAGUAUAUGCAUGGAAGGGAGAAACCGAGGAAGAGUAUAUCUGGUGUAUUGAGCAAACCCUCGUAUUCCGGGAUGGUAAACCAUUCAACUUGAUUCUUGAUGAUGGUGGCGAUCUGACCAAUCUUGUACAUACAAAGUAUCCACAAUAUCUCAAGGAAUGUCGCGGUCUGUCCGAGGAAACCACCACUGGUGUACACAAUCUCUAUCGCAUGAUGAAGGAAGGUACACUCAAAGUGCCGGCGAUUAAUGUCAACGACUCCGUCACCAAGAAUAAAUUCGACAAUUUGUACGGAUGCAGGGAAUCAUUGAUAGAUGGUAUCAAGAGAGCGACUGAUAUAAUGAUUGCCGGAAAAGUGUGUGUGGUAGCCGGAUAUGGAGACGUGGGUAAGGGAUCUGCGCAAAGUCUUAGAGCUCUCGGGGGUCGUGUUAUCAUCACAGAAAUCGAUCCCAUCAAUGCACUUCAAGCAGCUAUGGAAGGAUACGAGGUAACAACGAUGGAUGAGGCGAGCACGAAGGGCCAGAUAUACGUCACCUCUACAGGAUGUAAGGACAUCAUUGUGGAUCGUCACUUCAUGAACAUGCCGAACGACGCUAUCGUCUGCAACAUAGGACACUUUGAUUGUGAGAUUAAUGUUGCGUGGCUAGAAAAGAACGCUGAGAAAACCAACAUCAAGCCUCAAGUGGACAGAUAUCUAUUGAAGAAUGGCAGGCAUAUUAUCCUUCUCGCGGAAGGUCGUUUGGUGAAUUUGGGUUGUGCGACGGGACAUCCGAGCUUUGUCAUGAGCAACUCGUUCACAAACCAGGUGCUUGCACAAAUCGAACUCUGGACAAAAUCAGACAAGUAUUCGAUUGAUGUAUAUAUGCUGCCGAAGAAGUUGGACGAGGAGGUCGCAGCGUUACAUUUGAAUCAUUUGGGUGUGAAAUUAACAACUCUCACGCCAGAACAAGCUAAAUAUUUGGAUACACCUGUGGAAGGUCCUUAUAAAUCCGAUCAUUAUCGAUAUUAGUCACUGUUCGAUAAAAAUUUAUAAAAAAACAUCAAUUAAAUUGUUACUGUAAUUACGAAAUUGUGAUUUUAUAAAGUAUUUGAAACAUUAA